Molecule: messenger RNA, 8757 nt
Organism: Platichthys flesus (European flounder)
Lineage: Eukaryota; Metazoa; Chordata; Actinopteri; Pleuronectiformes; Pleuronectidae
Gene: rp1l1a
Product: rp1 like 1a
Exons: 7
Coding region: 14-7531 (2505 amino acids)
Biological process (GO): axoneme assembly; intracellular signal transduction; retina development in camera-type eye
Cellular component (GO): axoneme
Source: RefSeq, a predicted model, not a curated record
GUGAGAACGCAGCAUGCAUUCAGUCCAGGUAGGGAUGUGGGACCCCCGGGCCCCUUCUAAACAUGACUCGCCCCUCGCCUCACCACCCCCCUCUGACGUGCGCCUCGCCCACGGGACCACAGACUGCCCGGCGAAGCGGAUCACCUUCUACAAAAGCGGCGACAGCCAGUUCGGGGGCGUCAGGAUGGCCGUCCACAGGCGCAGCUUCAAAUGCUUCGACGCCCUGCUGGACGACCUUUCCCAAAAGGUGCCCCUUCCGUUUGGUGUGCGGACUGUAACCACUCCCCGUGGCACCAACACCAUCCAACACCUCGAGCAGCUCCAGGACGGCGGCUGCUACCUGUGCUCUGACCGGCGCCAGGCUAAGCCGAUCAACAUGGAGCUGGCAAGCAAACGCCCGAGCAUCUGGUCCCAUCACAACCGCCGACCCCAGCGGCCCGAGAGCUCGUCCACGACACCACCCAACCAUCUGCCCUACAGGCAGCGGCGGAUCCUGCUGGUGAAGAACAGCGAGCCGGGCACGAGGAGGAGCGUGGUGCUGAGCAGGAGGUCCACCAGGAGCCUCGGGGCGUUUCUGGAUGAAGUGUCAGAGGUGAUGCAGUUUCACGUUCGCAAGCUCUACACUGCAGAGGGACGCAAGAUCGACAACGUGCAGAGCCUGAUGACCUGCCCCCCCGUGUUGGUGUGCGUCGGCCGGGAAGCGUUCAGUCCCGUGCUGGCCAACUUCAUCAAAAAGAACUCGGAGGAAAAGCUGCCUGGUCUGGACAGCAGGUCGCCCGGUCUCGGCCCCAGGACUCCAGGAAACGGGGUCAGAUCUCCUGCUGUUCAGGGAGCGAGAUCCCCGCCUCAUGGAGCUCAGUCCAGAGCCAGCGAGUACAGCGAAGGACAUGAGAGCAAGAAAAAUGUGAACUUCGGUCUGGAAACCAAGAAGAGCAUCAUCCACCCUCGUUCUGACUCCUCAAACCGCUCCAACCAUUUCUCGAUGUCUUCAGAGAAGUCGUACGGGAACGGCGUCAGCUCCUACUCCCAGGCCCGGCCGGCGAUUAUGAACGAUGACAUCGAAAAGCGUGUGCUUGUGAAUAAAGACGGCAGCCUCUCGGUCGAGAUGAGGGUCCGCUUUCGCCUCCACAACGAUGAGACCGUCCACUGGUCCACGCAGAUUAAAAAAUCCCCAUCUCUGACCAAUGACUGUUGUCCCCUGAGCCAGGUCCAGCCCCACUACCUGAACAAUGGCCAAUCAGAAAGCUGUUCCGAUCCGGAUUCCAUGUCAUUCGACCCGGAGGUCGUGGAUUACUCCAGCCAACCUGUGCAGCAUGCAUUGGAAGCAAACCACUGCCCCUGCUGUUACCAGCGACCAGAGCAGCACUACGACUUGUGGGAGAAUCCAGCACACACCCGCAAACAGCCUCUGGUCCCACCCCCCCAUCCACUCACGUCCAGCCACACCAGAAGGAGACACACCAACUCCUCAAGCUCUUCUUCUUCCUGUAAUUCCAGGAGAGUGGUGCACCGUCGAGCUCAGCUCUCCAGCUGCGGAGGCGGAUCAGGCUCAGAGCAGAGCCAGCUGAUCCAGCAGGAGAUGUGUGUGACGGAGCAGGUUGAACACACAGUAGAGGUGGAGCAGGACGGAGACAAUCACAUUGAGGUAUGCAGGGUGAGCCGGUGUCACAGCCGCAGCGAAGUGGUCACCAGAGACAGCAACCAUCGACCUCUCAGCAGCAAGUCAGGGGAGGAAGAGGUGAUGAUCGAGGAAGAGCAGGAGCGUCCACAGUCUGCAGUCAGCUGCUCCUCAAAUGUCCUGCAGUCAUUAGAGGAGGAUCAGGAUGAGGAGGAGGAGGACCUGCCACCCAGCGCUUCACGGUGCCACCACAGCGAUGAACCAUCACCAUCUCCAUCAAGCAAAAUCUCAACAGUUAAAAAGCACAAGGGCGGGGAAGAGAGAGCGAGCAGCGCAGUGUCUGCAGCUUCUUCCUGUUGCUGUGGAUCCGUCACGCAACUUCCAACAGCUGAAGCAGAGGAGAUGGAUCGGGCCCCCAGCUCCAAGUCCAAAGUGAGCAGAGCCUCUUGCAGGUCUGGUCGCACAGGACUUUCAACAAGCUCUAAGAAAUCCGGGGCAUCGACUGUGUGCCCCGACUGUGGCGGCUGCAAACAAGGAGCCACUUCAAACCCUGGUUCACCGCAACACAAGAAGGAGAACGGCUCCAGCGACAGUAAUGAUGACACCUCGGAGGAUUCAGCCGGGUCAACACAAUCCAACAAGUCCAACCUCACCAACUGUGGCCGCAACUCUGCAGAAUCAAACGUCUUGGAGUGCAGAGCAUCUAGUGCCGUUUCCAGAGCAUCCAGUCCUGAAGUAAAAGAAGAAGAAAGGGCUACGAGUGCCAUCUCAGCAGCAAGCCACACGUCCAAUAGGUCACACAGGUCUGGUCGUAAUGGGGCCACUGGUGUCAUAGUGGACAAAGAGGAGGGGAGGAGCCUCAGCAACAUGUCUGCCAGGUCCAGGAAGUCUAAAACACCUGACGCGAGAACAACAAAGGAAGCCGAGGCAGAAAAUGAUGGAGAGAGAGCAAUCAGCUCGUUGUCAGUCAAAUCUGGUGUUUCAGCAAAGACCGGCACUUCAGUCAAAUCUCACAAGUCCAACUGUCCAUUAAAAAGUAACGCUGCCUCCCCAACUGACAAUACAGCUGUUGAAGAGGAGGUGACACGCAAAAAAUCUCCCAGUAGCCUUUCUGAAAGACCCCAUAGUGCCCUGUCGGCGAAAUCAAAUGUGACAGCAAAGUCAAACGCUUCUCACAGGUCUGCGUGCAGUCGCUGUGCACAAGUUAAAUCUCCAGGUGCCGAGGAGGCAACAAGAGAGGAAGAAGGAACAGACGGGCAGAACAGAACAGCGAGUGCCAUGUCAGUCAAGUCUAAUCUGUCGGUCAAGUCUAAUAAUUCCCAUAAGUCCACCAAAGCUUCAGAGAGGUCACUAUCGCCCAGGGCAGAGGCUCAGGGGGAGGAAAGGCCAGCAAGUCAAAUGUCUGCCAGAUCAGUCAAAUCAACAAAUGGGUCUGUAAAGUCCUCGAAGUCACGCAAGUCUCACUGCGAAGGGAAUGAAACUGAGGCAUCUCUGAGCUCAAAGGUAGAAGAGGAACCAGAGGAGACACAAGGUGAGAUGGUGGAAGAAGAAACACAACAUGAGCCAGACAGAGCCAGCGCCCGGUCCACAAUGUCUCAUAGAUCCAAAAUGUCCAAUAAGAAUACAGGAGAUGCUAAUGAGCGGACUGCCAGUGUUUUAUCUGGUAAAUCAGCUCUCUCUGAGAAGUCCCACCAUUCAAAGACAGACGUGGACAGAAGUCCUAGUGCUGCGUCUGGGAAGUCCAGGAAGUCCAAGUGCUCUGCAGCUUCUCCACAUGGAGACGAGCAGCCAACUGAGACCGAAGAGCGGGUUGCCAGUGCCAUGUCUGUCAAGUCCAAAUCGUCAGCACGGUCCAAUCUCCAAUCGGCGUCACCGGGUCCAAAUGCUGUUACCAUUAACUCGGCCGAGGAGGUUGAGGAAGAAGGAAAAGAGACGACAGAGAGAGCUCCAAGCGCUGCAUCAGCUAAAUCUGAAAAAUCUCAUGUUUCAUCCAAUCAUAGUGGACGUAAAGCUCCAGCCGCACCAAGAAGUCGUCAAUCCUCUGCACGACAGUUGGUGCCUGGCUCCGGUUUGGGGGAGAUGAGAGGUUCCAGUGCUUUGUCAGUUAGCUCUGCAACCUCGGCUAAAUCUGGCCGCUCCAAAUGUCGCUGUGGAGCAGCUUCAGGGGAGGAUCAGAAGGAGGGAAAUGAUGAGGAGGCUUCUGAACAGGCUGCAAGCGUCUUAUCAUCCUCCUCCAAGAGACAGAGGAGGGAUUCAGGAGGCACCGAGCAGCCGUUGAGUCGAUGCUCAUCAGGCUCAGUCUCUCUCGGGUUGCCAGAAGACCAAGAAGCAGCUGAUUCAGACAGUGGGAAGUCCAGUUUUUCAUUUUGCACAAACACUGAGAGUAAAGGCCGAGUGAAGACGGCAGCAUCUGAGGGUCCUAAAACCCAGAGGGGCUCUGCUGUGAAGAAAGAUGUCGAUAUCCCCACGAUAAAAACUCCAGGAGGGGGUGAUGGUCGAGAUGAAGAAGACGGUGGAGAGCAAAACGCAGAAAGAGCAGCCAGUGCAAUUUCUACCAAAAGUGGCAGAUCCCAAAAGUCCUCACCUAGCCGUAGCGCCAAAGUGACAGAAAAUAACCUUCAAACGGAAAGUGAGUCAAAAACUAUAAAUCUGAGCGCCAACAACAACAGAACCUCAUCUUCAAUGUCAUCAUCAAGUGCUAAAGUUCGGAACAAAUCCCCUGCAAGUGCCAAUGCAGCAAAAACCCCGGUUGGAGAUUCAUCAAGUAACGACGCUGGAAACAUCAGUGAGGUCAAAGGGCAAGAAGACGUUGCAGCCAGUGCCCACUCCAAGAGUCCCUGUUGCCUCAGGCCUGAAUCUGCAGCUUCAGCUCAAUCAGGCUCCAAAACGAAAGUCAGAUCAGUCAAAGGCCGUGAGUCCAGAUCUAAAGCAGGAAGCAACGGUGGUGACGUGGAGACACUCGUCAAAUCCUCGGACCCCUGUGCCCUGCCUGACUCCAGACCAGGCAGCAAAGUGGAGAGUGAGACCACUCUGUCUCACUCUGUGUCCGCUGCCGACCUGCUGAAGGAAACCAUGACUGCGUGUCCGGACAGGCCAGAGUCGAAGGCCAGCAAAACCAGUGACCGAACGGGGGGCGAGAAAAGCCCAAAGAGUCAGAGAAAAAGGAACCAGAAGGAGAAAAAGCCCGACCUCACACCUGCCUGUCUGCCAAACGCUUCCCCCAACGAGGUUGUGAACGACUGGCUGCGGAGCAUUCCUGCCAACAGCAGCAUGCUGGCACUGGGCGACGAGCUGGAAGAGGGCGAGCAGGAGGCGCAGGAGAAACCUGGAGAGGAGGAGGUGGCACAGGUGGAGGAGAGUCCUGAAGACGAUAAAGUUGAUGAGGAGGAGAAGGUUGAGUCAGAGGAGAAGCAGAAUUCAGAUCCAGCUCCAGGUGAUGAAACGGUGGCGUCUUGCCCCACUGGGCUGGAAAGUGCUGACUCACUGGCCAGGAACUUACAUCCGUCUGUGGCUGUGAUGAAGGUUCUUCUGAGUUCUUCUCUGGGCCGAUGCCGAAGUUUGCCAGAGGUGUCUCCAGUUUACGGCCGUCGAUUGAGCACGUCAGCCAGAGGGCUCCUGGACAGUUUGGCCCAGCUCCAGCUCAUCGAGCCGGCACUGAGCCCUGGUCGUGACCUGCAGAAAAACCCUAACCACCAGUAUGACGAGAUCAUGACCAUCCUCCAGUCGCUCUGGCUCACUGGGCCCAGUGACACUGAGUUCAAGAAGGGCAAAGACAUCGGCAAGGAGCAGGUGACUCCACCGAGGUCCUCAUCCGGGGUGGGAAUGAGCAGUGGCUCCGGCGGGUCGGGAAAGGAGAAUGGAAAUAAAGACGGACACGAAACACCUCCGAAGGAGAUUGAAUCUUUACCCGAGGUGCAGGUGCCGAGUGAAGAUCAAAGUACACUCCCUCAAAGCCUGGACAGCCCGAAAGCCACGGAGAACCCGUCAUCCUCGGACAAGAGCUCUGCCAACGACAGCUCCAAGUCCCCCACCGACAACGAGCAGGAGCCGCUGGACGACACCAGCUCAGGAACACCCUCGACUGUCCUGCGAGCGCCUCUGUCCGAAAAACUGUCCCAAGACCCCGAUCCAGUGUGGGUCCUGCACCUUCUGAAGAAGCUGGAGAAACAGUUCAUCAACCACUACAUCAACGCCAUGGCAGAGUUUAAAGUUCGCUGGGACCUGGACGACAGCCUCAUCCUGGACACCAUGAUGUCUGAGCUCAAGGAGGAGGUGAGUCGACGCAUCCAGAGCAGCAUCGAACGUGAGAUAAGGAAGAUUAAGGGCCGAGCGGGCAGAGGAGGACGGUCGCCCCGGCCCCCUCAGGGAGCGCACCUCUCCAGGGAGUCCACCGUGACGGAGAAGAGGCGUCGGAUUUUAAAGGUCAUGAAGAACCAAUCCGUGAAAACCACUGACUCUGUCAGUGAUGGAGAGAUGGAGGGUGAUUUCAGUGACCAGCGAAGUGAUGAUGAGUACUGCCCCUGCGAUGCUUGUGUCCGCAAGAAAAUGGAUGCCCGGCCUCUCGUGGUGAACCCAUUGGCGGCCAACGCACCAGUGGCGAUGGAGUUUGACCUUCUUAAGAUACUUCAGCUGAAGAAAAGCCCAGAGCCUGCGCCUGUAGCCGUGCACCAGUCUGCGGAGCUGGAAGGUGAGGAGGGGAGGAAUUUGGAGGUAGUGCAGGAGGAAGAGGAGGAGGAGGAGGAGGAAACAAAGGAGGACAUUAAAGCAGUGUUUGUGUUAGAGGAUAUGAUCCCAGAGGAGGACGAGGAAGAAGCUGAGGGUCAGACAGAAGAUGAGGAAAAGGUAGAAAAGGAGGAAAAUAGUGAAGAUGGUAAAGAGCAGGAAGAGGGAGUGAAAGAAGGUGAGGAAACCGGAGAAGAGGGCGCACAAGGAAAUGGAGAGGAGGAGGAGGGUGAGGGUCAGACAGAAGAAGAGGAGAAGGUAGAAAGAGAGGAAAAUAGUGAAGAUGGUAAGGAGCAAGAGGAGGUAGAGAAAGAAGGUGAGGAAACAGGAGAAGAGGGGGCACAAGGAAAUGAGGAGGAGGAGGAGGAGGGUGAGGCAGAAUGCCAAUGUGAGUGUGAUAGAAAUGAGGAGGAGAGUGACAAGGCUGAAGAGGAAGAGGAGGCUGAGGAGACUGGCGACAACACAGGGGAAGAUGAGGUGGAAGAUGAUGAGGACGAGACAGGAACUGGGGAGGAGGAGAGUGACCUGGAGACAGUUAAAGAAGCAGCAGUAGGUAAAGGAGAGACCACUGAGGGUCAGGAGGAGGAGGAAGAGGAGGAGGAGUGUGAGGCGUCUGAUUCUAAGCCAGUGGAAGAGGAAACGACAGAAAAGGAAAGUGGAGAAGAGGAGGCAGAGGAUGAAGAAGACGGGGAGGAUGGGGGCGGAGAGGAGGAGUCGCAUGAAGAGGGCGAGGGAGGAGAAAGUGAGGAGCAGGAAGGACCCCCCCCACAGGACCAGGGGCUGACUGAGGGAGAGGAGGCCGACGCUGAAGACUCAGACACAGACAAAAAAAGCCCCAGCGACACCAGUGCGGAUGAAGUUGUUGCUGGGACCACUGGUGACGAGGAAGAGAAAGAGGCGGGAGGAGGAGACGCCGUGGAGGAGUUCAAGCCCGAGGAAGAGGAGGAGGAGGAAGUGAACAGCAGCAGAAAAGAAGAGGGGGCCCUCCUCCAUCAGUUCACCAGGACGUCUGUGGAGUCCCAGCCCGGCUCCUUGGAGGACAUUCACACGGAUUCAGCUCCUGUCAGCACCAUAGAAGUGCCCAAGAUGGGGUCCACUGGGGGGGGUGCGAGCCCGAAGAGGAGCCGGUCGCCGGGGAGGGUCAAAUGUCGCAAACCCAAAGACCGAGAUAUGGACCUGGAUGAUUAUUAACCCACUUUAUGAUGUAGAUCUGCUUUCAAAAGGGUCCAUGACUCCCAGAAGCCCUUGCAACGUCCACAAAAACACUGAUUAUGUAGCCGAGGUAAAAAAUAUGAUCGCAGAGAGAGACUCAAACACUUGAAGCACUUUAACACUCCAGAUCCGAUGUAGGAGGAGUCACAUGACGAGGAAUCAUGAAACUUGAAUACUAUUUACUGAUAUGAGUUGUAUUUGUACAUUUUGGAAGGUAACUUUGUGUAUUCAGUGUAUUUCUGUACUGUAAAAUAAGGUAUAUUUUUGAAACUUUUUCUUUUUGACCCAUAUGGCUCAUAUAACCAUUAAUAAACCAAGUACCUCAGAUUUAAUGUAAAUCAAUUGAUUCAGUAGUUUGACAGAACGUCUGUAUUGAUCUUUGGUUGAGUAUCAGUUAACUUUUAUUUAAAUCAAUGCUGGAAUCUCAGUGUUAUUCUUGUAUCUAUUCCCGUAAAUGACUUUAUGAAGUACGUCAGUUUCUAGUAAGAAAUUAAUUUACUUUAUCAUAUUAUCUUAAAAGAUCCUUGUUUAAAUACUUCUCAGCAAAUGUACCUCAUUAUAUUUACCUAGAGGAAAAGAGCCGUGAACGUUUAUCGCACAUUUCCCAGGGAAUGUAAAUCUUGCACAACGUGACACUGAGCAUGUGUUUGUGGUUCUGACACAGAAACAUCUUCUGUAUUUACCGGCCGUCUGAAGUUUGACGUAAACCACCCUGAGGUGUGUGUUCCUCGCUGUAGAUUCAGGUUCAGGGUUUGUAUGAGCAGCCAUGUGGAACAGCAGCGUGAAGCGUGUCACUGAGGCCUUACUGUAUCCAUGGUUAUCCCAGGGCAGACUGACAGAAACACGGGGGGUGGGGGUGGGGGGAUCACGCGUAAUUGGCCGUCUUUUGUUUCCUGACAUCUCCGCCGUUAGUCAAGCAGAAUCCCGGAGCCUGUAAAAGACGCUGGGGUGGAUCAAUGAUGCUCUUUAAAAAGCUGGGAGAUAUUCUGAAGAGCCAUUUUCUCUCUUUUAACCCAAACCGAGCGGUGUGAGCUGUACCGAGUAUGUGUGUGUGUGUCUGUGUGUGUGUGUGCCUAUGCUGCUAUUGGUCUGUUUGACUGUCCAUCAAUCUGUGACAUCACCAAGUGAACAUCAUGUAUCUAUAGAGAAAAUGAAUGAAUAAAGUUGGUAUAAAUAAAAGAAAUGCAGAACAGUGGUUUAUUUGA